Molecule: messenger RNA, 2331 nt
Organism: Phytophthora nicotianae INRA-310
Lineage: Eukaryota; Oomycota; Peronosporomycetes; Peronosporales; Peronosporaceae
Exons: 2
Coding region: 1-2304 (767 amino acids)
Source: RefSeq, a predicted model, not a curated record
AUGUCCGUCACCGCUGCAGACACGACUGUAAGUCUCGAGGGCGAGCUGCAAUCUGCAGCGGAUCCACCCGAGAACACGAAGCCGCAGCGUCGCCAAUCAAAGGCGUUGUCUAUCUCGUCGCUGUCAGACGAGAGUUCGAAAGACAGAAGCUCGAACGCUAUCGCAACGGAAGCUUGUCACGAUGUGGAGCGUGAACUUGCGGCCAUUGAGACGCGAUUGAGCGCAUUCCGAGGGAGAAGGCAACGCAAGGACAGCGAAUCCAACCCAAAUGCAGUCGCUCCGCUUCAAACCAAGAUACAAGACGGCGCUAGUCACGACAACGCUGAUGAGAUAUCUCCAAAGUCUCCGUUGUCUGUAUCUUCAAACUUGGAUACUUCGUCGCCCACUUCUUCCAAACUGUCGAAGGCUCAACAAGAGGCAGAAGCUGUAGCGAAGCAGGUGGCAUCGACGCUAAUGAAAUGUGAUCAACUUUUGCAGCGUGCGAAAUAUUGUGAUGCAUCGCGAGUUUCAUCCGUCAGCAGCACAGACGACCGAAGCCGAGUUGUUAGUAAGGCAUUAAGCUCUUCACUAUCCGAUUCCAUGGCAAGCAACACGUCGUCAUCCUGGGAAGUAAAAAACACAAUUGAGGACGAAGAAGUUUUAUUGAGUCGCAAGGCUGCGACAGUCAAGCGGUUUGCUGCACGUUGCCAACGCGACAUUGAGACGAGCACUACAAAGAUUGAGCUACAUCAUCAGCAAACACAAGCUGCGUACUUGAAGGAGUUGCAACGUAAAUAUGACUCCAAGAAGCACAUGACGCUCAUGCAGCUUCGUGAAAAAUACGAGAAAGAAACAAAAGCGCUCGUGAGAGCGAAGAUGGAGGAAUAUGAGCUUGAGGAGGCUACAGCCGUGAAGAAAACUCGAAAUGCACUCAUUGAGGAGCGUCAUCGAGCACUAAACGAGCUACAUACCAGUCAUAAUGCUGCAAUGGAGGAGAGUUUAUCUCAAUUGGAAUCGCAGUUAAUAUCCGAGACGGAGCGAGAGAAACAAGAGCUUAGCACGCAGCUGCAAGAGGAAUUAUCACUUAGACUGAAACAGAUGCAAGACGACAAGCGUUCGUCCUUUGAGCGCUGGGAAGUCGAGCAGCGACAAAAACUGGAGCAAGAACUGUACGACCACCGAGAAGCAGCUGUAGCUUCAGUUCUAAAGGCUCAAGAAGAGCGAACAGCAGAACUGAAACAAGAGAUCCAAACAUCUCACUAUGAAAAAGAAGACACGGAGAUCCAGAAACUUCAUAAGGCUCUCGCGUUCGGCGCUCAAGCUCAGUUGCAACAGCUUCGCAAGUUGUUGGAGACAGAACACGAAGAGAAAAUUGAUGAGAUGAAGGCAGAAGCUGCACUCGCGCUUGAAAAAGAGACGGACAAACUCAAACAAAUGCUGACACGAUCUCAUCGUGAGCAACAGGAACGUUUACAACGGGAUCUUGACAAGAAAAACCGUGUAGCCAUUAUGGAUCUUCAUGACACUAUGCAAGCCACUCACCAAGAGAGUCUCCAAGCACUCAAAGACGACGCAGAACAACGUAGAAUCAAGGCCCUUGACGCUCAUCACCAUGAAUUUGAGCAGGAAUGCCGUCAAGAACUUGAAACCUUAAAGCAAACCCUAGACCAGGAGAUGGCUACAAAGUUACGUCAAUUGGAAAUGGAUCAUACCGAAGAGUGCGAGCUUAAACUGGAGCAAUUAAGAGCACGAGCAGUCAACCAACAUGCUCGAGAACUGGACGCCAAGCGAUCGCGUAUAAUUCAGUGCAAGAACGUGCUUCUAGCAGAAGCUACAGCCUUCCUAUCUUUCGACAGCAAUUUCUCCGAUGAGGAUCGAAGCAAAGCCAACCCGGACGAUAAUUCCGCAGCAGCUCAUCUGUUGGAAUUGAAGAAACAUUUGUCCAAGGAACUGACACAAUAUGUGGAUGUGAUGGUCGCUGAGUUUGACGAACUCGCCGAAGAGCAGAGAAUUUUGGUAGCCAAGAUUACAGAGUCGACACAGCUAUACUUGUCGUAUAAAAGACAGUGUGGGGUGCUUGAAGCGCAGUCACAGGAGCUUACAAGUGGCCUCGAAACUCUGCACGACCAACUCCAGAAGAAAGAUGCGGUCUGCAAGAAACUGUACCAGGCCAAUGAAGCACUGCUAAAACGACUUCAAACACCAGCACUAGAGGCAACUGUAGGAACUGACAAGAGCGACCUUGACUCACCUCGAGUGAAAAGGUCUCCAUCAUUGAACACAACGCGUCAAUAUGCUUCGAAAUCGACACAAAAAUGGAAAUAGUGAUGCUCCCUAUUAGAGAAUAGCGUA